This is a messenger RNA of Ramularia collo-cygni, 327 nucleotides long. RefSeq lists its product as uncharacterized. The transcript has 3 exons. The coding region runs from base 1 to 327 and encodes 108 amino acids. The record is from RefSeq and is a predicted model, not a curated record. Lineage: Eukaryota; Fungi; Ascomycota; Dothideomycetes; Mycosphaerellales; Mycosphaerellaceae.
AUGCACUUCGCUCCUCUCAUCUCCCUUACUCUUCUCGCCCUUAGUGGAGCAGAGGCUCAGCGACGAGUGAAAGCCAGGCUGUUUCAAUGUGACCCCGACAUUGUGGGUGUAGCGACAAAACCUUAUUGCUGCAAAACCAAAGUAUUAAGCAUUGCUAGAAGCGACGUAAAAGAUGUUACUAAAGGCAGUGAAUGUAUCAUCCCUGGGGACACUGGAAGUUCUGCAAGGUGCAGUGGCGGAAUAUCUCAACGGACACCCAGGUGCUGUGAAGCCUUUGUCGAAGACAAUGGUGUUUGUCAUAAUCCAUCCCGCGUGGUGGUCACUUAG